Molecule: messenger RNA, 1158 nt
Organism: Ambispora leptoticha
Lineage: Eukaryota; Fungi; Glomeromycota; Glomeromycetes; Archaeosporales; Ambisporaceae
Source: the annotation of a GenBank genome assembly
AUGAACGCAAGAAUCGUCGCUAGCCCUAAUUACUCGCCAAACUCGCAUAAAUUUCUAGAGUUACCUCCAGAAAUUUAUGAGCUUUAUGAAAAUCCAAGUCAGAAUGAAAACGCCUAUCUUUACAUAAAGGGAUCGUCCAAAGACCACGCAUAUCUUUGCACAAGAAAUAAAACGUAUCAUGUUCGAAAACAACUUCAUUCCAACUCUUUAUUACUAUUGAAACCUGCUAUUAGUCUAGAAACUAGCACAGACACGAAUAUGGAUAUGGAAAUAGAACAAGAAGUGCGCGAACUCGAAAUAACUGACAUUAUACAUUCAGUGUACGAGUUAAUACUAUGUAUACCUAACCUUGAAAAAUUGAAAGAUUUGCUUGGAACAACACCAUAUAAAGGCCCCGAGGAAGAAAAGAGGUACAAGGGAGAAAAAUUCUAUUCUUGGGAAGAACUUGAUGAUUUGUUACAAGCUAGCGAAGAAGAAAUUAAAUGUGCACUCGAAAAGCAUUAUGCUUUAGAGGUUGAUGGCUACUGGAGAUUUGUGGAAACCCAAUACCUUUACGACGUAUUAGUUCUUAUUCUCUCAGCCGCAAACAUUGAGAACAUGUCACUGGAAAACAUGUCUUUUUCAAGAUGCGCCGAAGCACUUGCUGAUGAUGGUAUUCCUUCCUUUAUCACUAAGCAUUGUCUGACCUGUUUUGCGGACGUAAUUGAUUAUAGUAAUCGUCUUGAUCCUAUUGUCAAAUUAUCAAAGGAUAAAAUAUGUAGCUUUAUUGGAUUGCACUUGUUGAGAACAGAAGGAAAAGCAUGGAUAUAUUCCGACUUUAUAGCUAAUUGGGUAAUAAAGAUACCUGAUCAGUGGGAAUCGAUAUUAUCAUUUGACCUCCUAAAGGGAAACGCAAUCAAAGAAUACAAUCAACAAAAGGAAUGCGAAUAUAUAGAGCUAUUUGCCGCUUCUGACUUAUCAACUGAUCCUGAAAAACGUUUUCGGGAACUCUUUACGUUUCGAUCUCGAUGGACCUUAGACGAUAUCAGGCCAUUCCUUGACGAUAUUGUCGAUGACUCUUUUCAGAAGCUUGAAGAUCUUUUGCCAAAAUAUACUAAGCAACUAAAAGAUGAAAACGGACAAACUUUAUAUCAAUUGAAAACCACAUAUUUUCAGUAG